CAGAAGCCAACUUCCACUUCGGUAUUCCUCCCUCCCUCACAGUCUUAUACUCUCACUCUUUUCUUUCUCUGACCCUCUCUCCCUUUCUAUCUUUCGAAGGGCCGUCUGAUAGGAAGAUGAUGAACAGAUCCAGCUCUGCUGAGGCCUACUUUGCCCCUUCCAUGAUGUCCUUUGUUGGGCUGGAAGGCAGCAGCCUAAAGCACCAAACUUGGGAUUGGGAGACCAGCUCCAUCGACGCCAACACCACCACCACCCCAGUCACCACUAGCAACCUCCAAAGCCAUCCAUUCUUCCCCAACGUGCCCUUACUGGACUGCACCCCGCCUCCUUUGCUCCCCAUGACGAACAGCUUCCCCUUCUACUCGGCGCCGCCCCUGCCCGAAUACCCCGUGGGGCUCAUCAAGAGGGAAGACGGCGUCGGUGGCCGUAUCGGGCUAAAUUUGGGCCGCAGGACCUACUUCUCGUCCGGCGAGUCGCUCACGACGAGAGGGGUGUAUUCAUUGAGCCACCAGCCACCGCGGUGCCAGGCCGAGGGGUGCAGGACCGACCUCUCCGGAGCGAAACACUACCACCGCCGCCACAGAGUAUGCGAGUUCCACUCCAAGGCCACUGUCGUCGUCGUCGGCGGGUCGCAGCAGCGCUUCUGCCAGCAGUGCAGCAGGUUCCAUGGGUUGGCAGAGUUUGAUGAGGCCAAAAGAAGCUGUAGAAAGCGCCUGGCCGACCAUAACCGAAGGAGGAGGAAGCCUCAGCCCCCAGCAACGAUGGCAGAGCCCUCGGCCCCCAACAACGCAAACGCCAGCUCCCGAGGCCAGAAGACCACCAGAGACAGCAGUAAUCUCGGUGCUCCGAUCCCGCUCUUCUAUCAGCAACCUCUUAACGCUUAGAAUCUCUCCUCUUCUCAUGAUGCAUUUACCAUUGUGUAAUUGGACAGCCAGCACCAAGCCCACAGGUACUGUUUGUACCACAAAUGCAAGUACCAUGGUUGGACCGGAGGGCCAGCAAUACAAGGACGAAGGGCAGCUGUUGAGGAA
Messenger RNA from Musa acuminata AAA Group (dessert banana), 1031 nucleotides. RefSeq names its product squamosa promoter-binding-like protein 10. The record is from RefSeq and is a predicted model, not a curated record. Gene Ontology annotation, molecular function: DNA binding. The transcript is spliced from 2 exons. Bases 117 to 884 code for a protein of 255 amino acids. Lineage: Eukaryota; Viridiplantae; Streptophyta; Magnoliopsida; Zingiberales; Musaceae. Gene Ontology annotation, cellular component: nucleus.